GGUGGAAGCGGUCAGAUCAGUGGCCAGAUUGCAAGGACGGGGGGGACACCGAUUCACAGCCCACAAAGUGCUGCUGCAUAGGGCAGAGGACGGACCGAUUGCAUUGGUGCCGCAGCUCCCCGCGCUUCUCCCUCCCGCUGCUUCUCUCAACUUCCAAGCUAUUCCCCCUGUCCCGUACUAAAUGCCUCCCUUCUUCUCCUACACCACCCUCCCCUACCAGCUCACGGAGGGCCCUUAUCCCAUGCGCGAGUUCUCGACGUAUUUGGUGGAGCUAACUGACGUGGAGCCGCUGCCCUUCGGCGACGAAGACGCGUGGGAGUUGCACCAUAGGCUGUACACGUCGGUGGCGUUGGGGAUGUUCUGGUUCUUUGUGGAUCACGAAGACCACUGCAUCGGGGAGCACUUCGUCGUCUACUACGUCAUCACACGGCCCAAGCCAGCGGAGAAGGAAGGGAUGGUGGCGCUGUACCCCUUCGCCAAGCUCCAGACGAUCGAUCCGGGAUUGUUGGAGCUCAUACAUCUUGAGGCCCCUAAGAAGACGCCGAAGAGGAAGAGACGCCACCCGUCACCAAGAGCGAAAGGCAGCAGGAUCGGCGGCGGCGAGGAAGUGAUUCAGCCCGCGCGUGUGGCUACGCCCGUUAAGGAGAUAGUCGUGCCAUCGCUGCCCUUUCCACGUGUGCCCGAUCUCAAUCUUGAUGGAGCCGGGCCAUCAUCAUCAGCAGCAGCAGGAGGAGGAAGCCGAAUGGGAUUUCCGGAUCCCAUAUCCAGACCCCCGUCCUCGCGGGACCUCUCCGUUCCCGCCAGCCACCCCGGGGUGCCCCGGUCAUUGACAUUAGUAGUUCCUCCGAGCCAGACGGUCCAUCCGACAGAGGUGGACUUCAUGGUGGAGCCCACCACCAUCACGCUCAAGGCCAUCGCGGGGGCGCCGCGCCCUGAUCCGGCCUGGGAGCCAUAUCUAACACCCCCUUUUCAAGGGUGUAUUGCGGCGCGAUUGGCUGGGACUCUCAUCUACGAGACCGGGCAGCGUCCCAAUGUGAUGUACCACUUCCUUGUCUUCGCGGCGCGGAAGUGGGAGCGGCGGCCUUACACCGAGACUCAUGUGGUGAUAGCGGGUCCGGGGCCCCGAUCGGUGCGCAAACGGGUGGUGCGAGCGGUGGCGGAUCUGGCGCCCCGUGUCCUAUCUCAUUUGUCGGGGGCUUUCCUCUAUCCCUCGUUCGUGCAGCACCACUUCCAUGAGGAAGAUGCGCCGAUGACUUCCGCGGUAAUGGCCGCUUUUCUUCCGCCUAUUCCGCCCCCUCUCAAUCCUGACAUAGAUCACUUCCUCUGAUCACCCCCGUCUACCUUUCCCCUGUUCUCUCCUUCUCCUUCUCUUUAUCGCCUUCUUCUCCUAUCCCCAAAGUUUGCG
Chara braunii is the source of this 1405-nucleotide messenger RNA. NCBI's taxonomy places the organism in Eukaryota, Viridiplantae, Streptophyta, Charophyceae, Charales, Characeae. The record is from the annotation of a GenBank genome assembly.